GUUGUUGCUCGCGGUGCGCCCCGCAAACACAUAAACGAUUCCAAAACGCGGCUUUCAGUUUUUUUCCGCAAUAUUUAAUUCCGCUUAAAGUUUAACUAAAUCGUGCUAAUUUAAGUGCAACCCCGCGAUGGAGGAGGUCCAACGGCACUCGGUGCACACGCUGGUGUUCCGUUCGCUCAAGCGAACCCACGAUUUCUUCGUCGCGAACCAGUCGCUGAUGCCGGAGAUUGACGAAUCGCUGGAAAAGAUGAAGUUCAACAUUAAGGCACGCGACACGUACGGGCUGGUGUUUGACCGGACCGCGAAGGCCAAACAUUUGGCGGCCUUACGGGGCGACAGUGGCCGACCGGAACAUCCUGUGCAGGACAGUGUUUUAGCAAUCACCGCCGGUGGAGAAUCGGAUCACGCAAUCAACACCCAGACGGCACUUCUACCAACGAGUUCUGCGGGUUCACAAAACUCAACCUCCAACACGGUUCAAAUCCUGCCGAAGAAGGCUCCGACAAUUCCCAAGCCCAAGUGGCACGCCCCGUGGAAGUUGUAUCGCGUCAUUUCCGGUCACUUGGGUUGGGUUCGCUGCGUGGCGGUGGAACCGGGCAACGAGUGGUUUGCCACGGGAGCCGCCGAUCGGGUCAUUAAGAUUUGGGACCUGGCAAGCGGCAAGUUGAAGCUGUCCCUGACGGGUCACGUCAGCACGGUUCGUGGGCUGUGCGUGAGUCCCCGGCAUCCGUACCUGUUCAGCUGCGGCGAGGAUCGACAGGUCAAGUGCUGGGAUCUGGAGUACAACAAGGUCAUUCGGCAUUAUCACGGCCACUUGUCGGCGGUCUACACGAUGUCCCUGCACCCCACGAUCGAUGUCCUCGUGACGGCGGGUCGUGACUCCACCGCUCGCGUCUGGGACAUGCGCACCAAGGCCAACAUUCACACCCUGGGAGGACACACCAACACGGUGGCCAGCGUGGUCUGCCAGGCCGCCAACCCGCAGGUCAUCACCGGAAGCCACGACUCGACGGUUCGCCUGUGGGACCUGGCCGCCGGUAAAAGCAUGGGCACGCUGACCAAUCACAAAAAGAGCGUCCGCAGCAUUGUGCUCCAUCCGUCGCUGUACAUGUUCGCGUCGGCCUCGCCGGACAACAUCAAGCAGUGGCGCUGCCCCGAGGGCAACUUCAUCCAGAACCUGAACGGCCACAAUGCGAUCGUUAACGCGAUGGCCGUCAACCCGGAGGGUGUGCUCGUGUCCGGAGGCGACAACGGGACCAUGUUCUUCUGGGACUGGCGCACCGGGUACAACUUCCAGCGAUUCCAGGCCGCCGUCCAGCCCGGCUCGAUGGACAGCGAGGCGGGCAUCUUUUCGAUGACGUUCGACGUGUCCGGAUCGCGACUCAUCACGACCGAGGCGGACAAGACGAUCAAGAUCUACAAGGAAGACGACGAAGCCUCGGAGGAGUCGCAUCCGGUCAACUGGCGGCCGGAGAUUCUGAAGCGGAGGAAGUAUUGAGCGCGGGGUGGACCGAAUUUGUGGGGCUUUUUUUUCGAAAUAUAUUUGACUGUAUUCAUGCAA
Messenger RNA from Culex quinquefasciatus (southern house mosquito), 1561 nucleotides. It is a transcript of the gene Tango4, whose product is annotated as pleiotropic regulator 1. The record is from RefSeq and is a predicted model, not a curated record. Gene Ontology annotation, molecular function: protein binding. NCBI's taxonomy places the organism in Eukaryota, Metazoa, Arthropoda, Insecta, Diptera, Culicidae. The transcript is spliced from 3 exons. Gene Ontology annotation, cellular component: Prp19 complex; catalytic step 2 spliceosome; precatalytic spliceosome. Gene Ontology annotation, biological process: mRNA splicing, via spliceosome. Bases 128 to 1498 code for a protein of 456 amino acids.